CCAGAAUGCAACAUCACUUCGCACUUGUGAAAAUACCCUUAUUUAGUGUUGAUGUAAUUAACUUCAAUGUAGUUGAUGAGUCUAAACGAAAGUGGUAAUGAAAAAUGUUUAAUUUCUAAAUAGUUUAAUGUAACACAAAAUCGCAAAAUUUCCAAUUUAAAUUAACAAAAAAAUAUGGCCAAAAUCAAAACCUACACUAUUAAUACAGAUAAUCGACCUUGAAGUGGAAGAGUAUGCUUAAAAACUGCUUAAUAGUUUACAAUUGAUUUCGUUUUCGGAAAUGUAAGCGAUUUGCGGAUUAAUUUAAUAGGUAUCCCAAAUUUCAUUUUGAAAUAGAUCCUCAAGAUGAUGAACUCCGCUAGAUAUACCUUCACAGGUACAAUAAAAAAUCUUUCAUCUUCUAAUACUCAAUUGGCGUCAAUAUCAAAUGUGUUUAGAUCACACAAAUGCAAAGGUAAUAUAAGUCUAAUCGGUCUACCUACGAUUCCUAACAAUGGGCGGUGCCACUCUUUCAUGAAAUUAUUUUACAAGAUACGACUGGCGCAUGGACCAGAUCCUGUUGAAUCUCCAAGACUCACACCGAAAAUGGUAACAUCUAUUCUCCGAAUGAAUGAGAAAACUGCAAAACAAACUGACACAGGGGGAGUUGUAAAAGAAGUACAUUGCAAUCAAUUACCGGUAAGUCUAAGGGCUAAAGACUAAAGGUCUAUAUAUGUCUUAUAAUAAGUAAUGAUUGCUACAGUCUUUGUCUCUAUAUACUGUAUAUAGGCAUACUAUAAGUAAUUGAUAUUAGUCUCUUAUUUAAAAUAAGGUUAAUAGUACUAAAAGGCUUUUAGUAGGAAUAGUCCAUUAAUCAAUUUGCAAGUCAACACUUAACACAAGUUUUUUUUUAAAACAGUUGUUCUCUUCAUAAAUUUUUAUUGCAGAAUGUUUUAAUAACUCAUGUUUUGAAAUUGCAGGCAAAUAAACCGAUUGAGGAUCGUCACUUAGAAGCAAAACUAAAAGCGACAGAAAAAUAUCUUUUUGGUGUAUUUGAUGGACAUGCUGGCUGUGCUUGUGCCCAAGCCUUGAAAGAUAGGCUCUUCAAGUACAUUGCAGUUUCACUGUCAGAUCCACAAAAGCUAAAUCAACUUACUAAAGAAGGUCCCAGUGCUGUUGACCAGUUGGUUGAAUAUCUGAGUACCACACAUACUGACAGUGUAAGUCCAGACCUUGACUCUAUACACUGGCAAAGUCUACUUCAGUAUGUGAUAGAUUCCCAGGACAUGUAUGGCUUAGACAGCAACGUAAGAAAAUUGAAUUUUUUUUUAAAAUGUUUUAAAGCCUCUGUUUUUCAUGUCUUUGUGUCUUGUUUUUUUUUUUCUAUUUCGUUAUUCUGAUUUUAAUAAACCAUUAUUUUAAGAAAUCUUUUUUUUUUUUUUUUUUUUUUCUUUUUUUUAUUUUUUUUCCUUUUACAUUUUUUUUUUUUUUUUAUUUUUUUUUUUUUUUUUUAAUAAAACAUUUUUUUAAGAAAUCUUUUUUUUUUUUUUUUUUUUACCGUUAGUUAAAGUUUCUGCCUUUAACAUAUUUGUUUUAUUGUAUUUAAAUUUAAAAAACACAAUUCACUAUGUAAAAAUUAAUAGAGAACUUAGAAUUAUAGUUAUUUAUCAAAAUACUUAAGCAAAAGUCAUAGAAUUUUAUUGUUAAGCGUAAUAAUCCCUGAAAUUUCUUUAAAUGUAUAGGUGGAAGAAGCAUUAAAAAACGCAUUUCUGCGUUUGGAUCAAGACAUAUCUACAGAAGCUACAAUUCACACAACCGACGAAGGACUCGGCGCUGAUCUGGUCAAUAUUGCUUUUUCUGGCUCUGUAGGAUGUGUGGCCUACAUUGAUGGUUUGGAUUUAUAUGUGGCCAAUGUUGGAGAUUGUCAAGCUGUAAUAGGAAGCCAUUCCACAGACUCUGAAACUUGGCAUGCAACACCUAUGAGCAAUAAACAUGAUGCUCACAAUGAGAACGAGGUGAAACGACUUUUCUCAAAGCAUCAAAAUGAAAGUAACAACAUUCUCAAAGAUUCUAGACUAUUUGGUCAGCUUAUGCCUCUCAGGGCUUUUGGUGAUAUACGUUACAAAUGGGCUAAAAGUGAUCUGAUCAAUUUAUCUCGUCUGAUGGGGAAACAUCCUGGUCCUUUCCUCAGUGGUUACAAAGAUUUGAAAGUUCCUCACAAUUAUCAGACACCUCCUUACUUAGAUGCUGAACCAGAAGUUUUGCAUUACCGGUUGUCUCCCAAGGACAGGUUUCUCGUUAUAGCUUCAGAUGGACUAUGGGAUUCAGAGGGUAUGUCCCUUGAUAAGGUCGUAUCAUUAGUUGGUCAUCAUACAGAUGGUCACCAAGUACUUGCCCAUUACCGUCCUCCUGAGAAUGCUCACCUAGGGGUCAUCAAUGAAACACUACGCAAAAGAAAAAGCAACCUAGCCAAGCGAGCAGUGGAUGAAAAUGUGACCACACAUUUGCUACGCCAUGCGUUAGGAUUAGAACAUGGCCAGUUGUCUGCACAGUUGACACUACCAGAGAAGUUAGUGAGACUUUAUCGGGAUGACAUGACUAUCCUGGUGGUCUAUUUUGAUACAGACUAUAUAAUGGCUUACACACGAAAGCACUGAUGGAGAAAGCUAUUGUUUGGGCUUGGGAGUAUAGUGAACAAAAUAUAGCAUUGGGAUUGAUUUACUGCUGUAUUGUUGAAGUAUUUUUAAAACUUUUUUCUUUCUGAGUUUUUGUCUGUUCUGUCUUAAAUCCCAGUUAGUUUUUAAAAAAUGAAAACUGAGAGAAAAAUUAAUUAAUUUCUGAACUAAUACCUUGAAUUUUAUACCGGUUUAAUAUUAUAAUUAAUGGAAAUAAAAAUAAAAGUUAAAUAAAAAUAUGAACUAUACCAAACAUAACAUGAAGUACCAGUAACUACUAUUUUGUUGAGUCAAAGAAAUGAAGCGGUUACAAAAAUUUCAUUAUUUAUAGUAUUGAUACAAACAGUUUAUUGAAUUAAUGAUCCUAAAACGCUGUUAUAACUCAUUUUAUUACACCACACGGUUUUGUUUAAACUUGUAAUUAUAAGUGAAUACAAAAGUAAUAAGAGUCCUAUUGCAAACAAAUAUCGACCUAAAAUAUUCAAAACCCAUUGGUUUUUACUUGUCAGUUUUGAUUUUGAAAAUGCAAGAUGGGUAAAGAGUUAAUUCUUAAACAUUAAAAUUUGAGACCUUAAAUUUAAAAUACAUCACAUGACUUUUCUUUCAUAAGUAGAUAGCUUCUAAAUAAAAAUAACAGGUUUCAAACAAUUUUAUCAAGUACAAACUUUUCAUUUUAUGUUUUUUAUAUUGUAAUUUUUAAGGUGCAAUAGUGUGUGAAUUUGAGCAAAAUCUUUUUGAAAAGAAAAGUUUUAAUUAAAUCAUAUUAUAAAUUCUAGUACUGGUAAAUAAUUAUUUUAUUGUUUCAAAAUUUUUUUAAUGAAACGAUCAUGUUACCACACCUACUACAAUAACUUAUUGCUUAAUUUACUAAAUAAAUGCGAUUUUCUUUCUUGAAAAAUGUCUUUAAAAUAGUGUGACAAAUAAGGAAUUGUAAGUUGUGUGGAUCUUACAUGUGUUUUAGUGUGAAUCCUAUUUCAGAUGAUUUCCUUGUAAAGUAAUUUUUCACUUACAAAAAUUGUAAGGAAUUGUUACAAUAUUAUUUCCCAGGUAUAUUAACCGUGUAUAGGAAACUACCCCAUGAUAUAAAAAUAAUAGCUUUGAUCUGCUCUACAAGAGGCAAGUAUUCUAGUAUUAUUUUAUGAUUCAGAGAUCAAAUGUAAUUAAAUGUCAGAUUGUUAGAAGUGAUUUUAAGAGGCCUGGCCACAUACAUUUGUGACACAUGACAUGUUUUGAAAAAUUCCAAAUUAUGGUUGAAAUGUGAAUGCUUUAAAAAAUAUCAGGUUGAACUAGAACAAUUUUUAUAAAAACAGGUAACUACUUCAAUAUCCUUUUUUAAUUUGAAAUUUUGUAUGUCUUUUAUAGCCAAGCACUUGUAGACGUGUGUCUAUGGCCCACUUCAAAAUGUUGUUAUAAAUAUAAAUAAAUUUAACCAUUGCCUGAAAAUGCUCAUGCAUUGGUCUUUCUGAUUGUAAUAAUCUUCUACUUGGUAAGCUCAGUGUUUAUAUUUAAGUUAAUGAAAACCUCUUCAGAUUGCUUGGUUGCACCAUUGGGCUACAAUGUUGUUCAGAUUUUACAGCUCUGCAAGUGUGGUAAUUGACAAAAGAAGUUAUAAAUACCGAUAACUAAAACUUAUUACAGUAUUAUGUAUAAUGUGGCUUUUUUUAUUAAUCAAUUGUCCAAGAUUUAAAUUAAGUGUAAAAUCUCUUAAAGACAUUUUAUUUCCUUUCACAAUUUACUUUGUCUUAUAAACAUACCUACAGUCCACAAUAAGGCAAUGUUUCCAAAUUAUAAGAUUUAAUUAAUAAUGAUUUUUGUCUAUCUGAUCUAAUCUGCUAAUUUGUUUUUAAAAAUUAUAAGCCCCCACAAUGCAGAAUGAAAGAGCAACUAGUAUACAUGUUUUCAAUUGCAAUUGCUCUGAUCAACACACCAUCCAUAAUAAUAGAGGAGAUAAUUCAUGAUGUACUUCUAUUAUAGUCAAGACUUAUGCGUCUUCAGGCCUGGUUAUAAUUCAAAAAAAUAUUUUUUUAACUUUUUGAAU
Lymnaea stagnalis (great pond snail) is the source of this 4692-nucleotide messenger RNA. The record is from the annotation of a GenBank genome assembly. Lineage: Eukaryota; Metazoa; Mollusca; Gastropoda; Lymnaeidae.